Messenger RNA from Gopherus evgoodei (Goodes thornscrub tortoise), 3288 nucleotides. Its product is annotated as YLP motif-containing protein 1-like. NCBI's taxonomy places the organism in Eukaryota, Metazoa, Chordata, Testudines, Testudinidae. The transcript is spliced from 6 exons. Gene Ontology annotation, biological process: regulation of telomere maintenance. Bases 103 to 3288 code for a protein of 1061 amino acids. Gene Ontology annotation, cellular component: nucleus. The record is from RefSeq and is a predicted model, not a curated record.
CGCAGGCACUGUGCGUCGCACGCGCUGCUGCUGUCGCCACUCGCUGCGGCCUGUGGAAGCUCCGAUCUCCGCUUCGGCCGCCGCCUCAGACCCGGCCCCGCCAUGUACCCGGCUUGGGGCCUGUACGGGGCGGCGGGGCACUACCCGCCGCCCCCCACCUCGAUACCGCCUCCGCCGCUGCCCGUACCCCCGCCCGUGAUGCCCCCCUCCGUCCCGCCGCCGAACUACCCGCCCCCGGGCCCCGGCGUGGCCCCCGCGCCCGGCGCCUCGGGCUUCCUGAGCCUGCAGGAGCAGCACCUGGCCCAGCUACAGCAGCUGCAGCAAAUGCACCAGAAACAGAUGCAGUCGGUACUUCUGGGGGGUCCCCCGCCCGGGCCGCCGCCCCCGGGCCUGCCCCCUCCGCCUCUCCCCGGCUCCUUCACUGACUGGCCGCCGCCAGUGCCGCCCCCCGUCCGCAGCUACCAGAAGCAGUUCAAGCACCGUGAGCCGCCUCCGCCGCCCCCACCCCGGGACCCCCAGGUCUGCAAGCCCCCGGCGCCCCCCCUGCCUCGAGAGCAUGAGACCCUCCAGCCGUCUCAGCCCCACAGCGACUGGGAACACCUGCCUUCUUCCCCAGUGCCCAUGGACAUGGAGCUGUCCUCUCCGCCACAGUCGCCCCUGCCGCCUGAGCAGGCCUAUCCACCCCCUUCGCAGGCCUAUAUCCCCCCAGCCCAGUCUGAACCGUAUAUUCCCCCAACCCAGCCACCCCCUUCCCAGUCCCCCCCGCCCCAGUCUUAUUUGUCCCAUUCUCAGCUCUCCCAGCCACCGCCACCAUCCUAUCUGGAGCCUCCUCCAUCAACUGCCCCUCAAUCUUAUUUACCCUCCUCCCAGUCCUAUCAGACACAUUCUCAAUCUUAUUUGUCCCCUUCCCAAUCAUCCCUUUCCCUACCAACCCAGGCUAGCUUGACACCAUCCCUUUCUCAAUCUAAAUCUCACUUUACUGCAUCCCAGUCAUCCUUGCCCCCUUCCACUCCUGCCCAGCAAGAGGCAGUGCAGAGCGUUGCUAAGGACACCAGUGACAGUUCUGACCAGCACAGCACCCCACAACCAGACCCCUCCACUAUGACCCCCCAGGAACAGCAGCAGUAUUGGUACCAGCAACACUUGCUAAGUCUGCAGCAGAGGGCAAAAGCACAUGCACAGGGCCAGCAGCAACCGAAGGGUCCAGGAGUAGUGAAGGAUGCACCUGAGCAGAGAAUACAGCAAGAAGAAGAGAAAGUGACUGCUCCUAAUCAGCAGUCUGAACCGCCUUCACUUAACGAUCCCCUAAUACCAGCUUCCAAAAAAGAGGAACUUCCUGUCUCAUCUACUGAACCUAAGCUGAAUAUUGAACCUCCUGAGGACUCUGAGGAAGAUUUGAGGUUGCAGCAGUUGCAAGUGGCAGCAGCUCAGUGGCAGCAGCAUCCACACCAUCGAGUUGGCUUUCAGUAUCAGAGAAUAAUGCAGAAGCAUGCCCAACUGCAACAGAUUUUACAGAAGUACCAACAGAUCAUACAACAGCCACCACCCCCCCAGACAAUGUCAGUGGAUAUGCAGCUGCAGCAUUAUGAGGCGCAGCAGAAACAGUUUCAACAACUUCACAAAGAAUGGGAGCGUGAAUUCCAAGGAUGGCAGGAUCAACUUCAGACCUAUCCUCACAAAGAUCAGCUUCAGGAGUAUGAGAAACAGUGGAAAACAUGGCAGGGACAGAUGAAAGCUACUCAGUCCCAUCUGCUGGAGAAAGUGAACUCACUUCGAAACAUGAAGAAUCAAUACACUGGGAAUGUUGCAUUGCCACCGCCUUUUGUUCCGUGCUCUCAAAUCUCUCAAGGAGGUGUGCCUGUUAUGCCUCCAUCUUUGCCUUUAGCUGCCCCUCCGCAGGUCCCCCCACCUCUGUCUUCUGAUCCUCAGUUGUCUAAUUCAUCUGAACCCCCAACAUCCAGUCUUCAGGGUUUCCAGUCCACUAAGACAACCAGGCCAGCUCUGCUUCCUAUCCCUGAUUCUUUUGUAUUUAAAAUACCUGGCUCAUCUGCAACUUUACCUUGUCAUUCUGAAAUAACUACAUCUGCUGACUCUUCAGACCAAGGAAACUCUCAAGUUCCUCUCGGUAAGCAAGCUGUGCCAUUUGUUUCUGUCUCAUCUGAACCAGCAUCUGGAGAACUGAAAACUUCUUCUACGGUAUCUUCAACCUAUGUACCCCCACCCUCCAACGUUCAAGAUAAACCUGUGAGAUCAGGUGGAUUGCUUCCAGACCCACCCAGAGGCACAUACUUCGAAGGACCAAGAGGUCCUAGGUUUGAUGGACUUCGGGGAAGAGGCUUUGACAGAUUUGAAGGGCCAAGACAGAGAGGACCUCGUUUUGAAGGCCAGCACUUGGAAGGGCCAAGGCCAAGAUUUGAAGGUCAGAAUUCCGAUGCACGGUCUUCAAGCAAAUGGGGAACUAUCCCCCGUGGGCCAGCAGCACAGUUUUAUACAUCCCCAAGCACAUCACAGAUGCACAGUUCCCGACCAAGUGGGUCACCGUGGAGGGGGCCCAGACCUCCUUUUGGACAGCAGCAGUCUCAAGCAGAGUCCCGAACAGAAAACAGAGAAGCUUUUGCUGAUGCAGCUGUCAACCAGGAGUUGGCAAAUAGAACUCAGUCUACUCCAGUUUCCUUUGAUACAGAGGCAAAGAAUUCUGGUCCAGUUCAGCCAGCUGAGGACUUGACAAAAGCUCAACAGGAACCACCCAAAGCUGAAGUCAAAAAAGUCAUUCCUGGGCCUAAAAAGUGGACUUGGAGUUCUCAGGAUCCUGCACAGCAAGUAGAAGAGACAAAAUCAACUACUCAACCUCCAUCCACUCAGAAUCAAAAACCAACACCACUUCCCAGUACACCUGUAACUGUGCAGUCUACUGUUCCUCCAAGAACAGGAGGAACAGCAGCCUUACCUCCAUCCCCUGUGACAGGAAAUACAGACUUAAAAUCUACAGAUAGUAAAUUGCCCCUUUCAGAAAAUAGCCAGGGUAAAGGACUACCUGGAUUAGAAGAUAACCAGGGUAAAGGGCCAGUUCAACCAGAAGAUAAUAGAGGCAGUGGACCAGUAAGCAGAGGCAGGGGGCAAGGCAGGCUGGACGACGGCCGAGGCAGGGGGCAAGGCAGGCUGGACGACGGCCGAGGUAGGGGGCAAGGCAGGCUGGACGACGGCCGAGGCAGGGGGCAGGGCCGGCUGGACGACGGCCGGGGGCAGGGGGGCAGGGCCGGCUGGACGACGGCCGGGGCAGGGGGCUAA